Molecule: messenger RNA, 1245 nt
Organism: [Torrubiella] hemipterigena
Lineage: Eukaryota; Fungi; Ascomycota; Sordariomycetes; Hypocreales; Clavicipitaceae
Source: the annotation of a GenBank genome assembly
AUGGUCAAAAUUUCCCCAUCUUUGCUCCCGCUUCUCUCUGUGGCGGCCGCUUGGCCUACUGUCAUGGAGAUGGAUAUGCAUCUGAAGCGCGCCGCCACUUCGGGUCGCCUCAACACCGGUGCUGGUCACCCAUUCCCAUCAUUUGAUGCCAAGGCACAAUAUGUUGAUGUUGGUCCUGGAAGUGGCCAUGAAUUUCGCUCGCCUGGCCCUAACGACCGUCGCGGUCAGUGCCCUGGCCUCAACGCUGCUGCCAACCACGGCUUUUUACCUCGCAAUGGACUGCCCACCAUCGUUGAUACUAUCACUGGUUUGGAGGAGGCUUACAACAUGAGCCCAGAACUUGCUGCUGGUCUUGCUGCUAUUGCGGUGCUUAUUUCUGGAGAUAUCCCGACCCUUAAGUGGUCCAUCGGAGGCGGCUUCCCUUCAACUUUGCCUUUAGUUCUUUCUGAUCCCAAGGGGAUUAUCGGCUCCCAUAACAAGUACGAAGGAGAUGCAUCCAUUGUUCGAGGUGACGCUCACCUCAAUGGGGGCAAUGUUGGCGUCUUCCAGGACCGCUCUUGGAACAACCUUAUGGCCAUUAUUGGGGACAGUUUGACCCUUGAGAAGACAAUCGUAUUGUCAGACGACGUUACCAAUUUCUCUAUCAACAACAACCCGUACUACUUCUCGGGACCUUUCUCUGGCUUAGUUGCGCCUGCUGCGCACAACUUUGUCAUCAACUUCAUGUCCAACCACUCCGCAGAGAACCCAGGAGGCUUCUUGACGAAGGAAGUUGUUAAGAGCUUUUUUGCGGUCACAGGUGACGAGGGCAAAUUUGUACAUCACCCCGGCCAGGAACGCAUCCCUGACAACUGGUACCGUCGCCCAGGAGGCAAAGACCAGUACAAUGUCGUCGAUGUCUUCAUUGACUUGAUUGCUGGCGCUGCAGAGAAGCCUGGCACCCUUCGUUUUGGCGGAAACACUGGCACUACAAACUCCUUCACCGGUGUUGAUCUAACAGAUCUUACUGGCGGUGUUUUCAAUGGAGCCAGUCUUCUUGAAGGAAACAAUUUGGCCUGCUUUGCCUUCCAGGCAGCCAUGGCGGGUGGAGUUGAUGAGCUAGACGGUGUCCUUGGCCUCCUUGGUGGCCUCCUUGACCCUGUCCUCAACCCUAUUAAGGAUGCCUUCGCCGGACUUGCAUGCCCACAACUCAAGGAAUUCCGUAGCCAGCUGUUUGACAUUUUCCCUGGAUAUAAGGGAAAAUGA